Symbiodinium sp. CCMP2456 is the source of this 1110-nucleotide messenger RNA. The record is from the annotation of a GenBank genome assembly. NCBI's taxonomy places the organism in Eukaryota, Dinophyceae, Suessiales, Symbiodiniaceae.
AUGUCGACCGGGAUUAAUUCGGUGGUUGCGGCGAUCGAUGAGAUGACGACCACCAUUUCCGAAAUUGCGAAGCACGCCGAAACAAGUGCUGGUGUUGCCGAUAAAGCCACCCGGAUUGCUGAUGACAGCAACAAUAAAAUCAGUCAUCUAGGUACCGCGGCGGAUGAGAUUGGUCGGGUCAUUGAGGUGAUUGAAGAUAUCGCCGAACAAACCAAUCUGCUGGCAUUGAACGCGACGAUCGAAGCGGCCAGAGCUGGGGAAGCAGGCAAGGGAUUUGCCGUGGUGGCGACCGAGGUCAAAGAACUAGCCAAGCAAACUUCGUCGGCAACGGAUGACAUUCGUAAACGUAUCGAGCACAUUCAAAGUUCGACGCAGGAUGCUGUGAGCUCGAUUUCAGAGAUCAGCGAAGUGGUCAACAGUGUGAAUGAAUUGGCACGCACAAUUGCUUCUGCUGUCGAAGAACAGAGCAUCACGACCAAGCAAAUCUCGCAAGAUAUUGCGGAAACGGCUUCAGCUGCGGAAGUCGUUUCGCGAGGCGUCGAUGAGUCGGCAACCGCAAGUAGCGAGAUCACGCAAAAUAUCUGCGAAGUCGAUCGUGUCCUCAGCGAAACGGUCCAGGGAGCCGAGAUGUCGCAGCAGUCAGGCGAAGAACUGGCCCGUCUCGCAGACAGCCUGAAAAAGGUGGUCUCGCGGUUCAACAUCGGAGAAGAACAUCCGAAAGCGAACGACGCGGCAAGCCAUCCGGCCAUCGGCGUUGAAGUUGUGGCCGUCGCUUCGGAUGGGAAAAGUGCCCUCGAUAAGAUCAAUCAUUUUCGCCCAGACCUGGUAACGCUUGACGUUGAAAUGCCGGUCAUGAACGGAAUCGAGGUCUUACGCGAACUGCAUAAACAGACUUGGAAGCCGGAAGUCAUCAUGCUUAGCGCGAUGACGGAUCAUGGCGCACUCGCAACGACUCAGGCACUUCGACUUGGAGCGUUCGACUUUGUCUUAAAGCCAAACCAGUCACGUCUGGAAGAUAGCUGUGCUCAACUUCAAAAUGACCUGUUGCCCAAGGUCAAAGUUCUUCAAGAGCGACUCGGAAAGACACCAUCGAUCGAAAAUGAAGAAGCG